AUGCCUUCCAAAGUACAACGUGCCAAGAAGGUUCUUAAAACCCUGUCUCAACCCAGCUCCAGCUCCACUAGCAUUGUCAAUUCGCAGUCUAUUCUAUCUGAGUCAGCGAAUUUCGAAAAUAUGUCGGCAAUGGAGCUUAUAAAAAAUAUUAUGGAGCUUAAUAGAGACCCAGCCAUUGAGAACAUGCUCAUCGCCCUUGCAGAGAAAAUACCUAAGGAGUUUACGGAUUUCCUUGAGAGCGAUAAGCGUGAACGCAGUAUAGUAAUUGCGGUCAACCCAAUCAAAGCCGACGUUCUCUGCCUGGAAAUUUUCAGUCCUCCUAAGGCCACUCAUUUCCGGUUCACCGUAGUGUAUCGUCCCCCGAACUCUACAAGGCGUGAAGACGAUGGUCUUGUUGAUGUUCUUCGUGAGAUGGUUUCCGCUCAGGUCAACUCUAUAAUUGUGGGCGAUUUAAAUCUACAGGUUGACUGGAAAAACCUACGUGCAGAUAACGCUUCCUCAGCUGCCUUUCUGGAUUUCUUCCAAGAAAGUGGUCUCGAACAACACGUCCUCCAACCAACGCAUGGCAGCAACACCCUUGACUUGGUAUUGUCCACUUCGCACAGCAUACAAAACGUGUCACUUCUUCCUCCUCUUGCAAUUCCGACCAUGCCUCCGUUCGCUUCGACUGAUUGGCUCGGUCUAUUCAACAACUACGUUUCCAUGGACGACAUUUAUCGGAGAUUCUGCAAGACCGUCUACAAGGCGUUGACCUUAUUCGUUCCACUGAAGUUUCCUCAGCGUCGCCCUAUCAAGUAUCCAUUGCACAUCAGGAAUUUGUUGGCUCAGAAAGAACGCUUAUUUCGGAUCCUGGAUAAUCCCAUGAGUUGCCCGCUAUACAGGAAAGUUUGUAGGGAUGUGGAUUACCACUUAAAGAAGUUCGUAUCCAAUCUUGAACGCCAUCUCGGUAACCAAGCUUCCUUGAAGCGUUUGCAUCAGUACGUUCGCUGCAAGUUCAAAUCCAAGACACCCCUUCCCACACUGAAGGAGCGAAGGCUCAAGCACCAGGUAAAUAUUUCGCCAGUGUUUUCUCAGCUCCAGUUUCUUCUACAGGAGUCCUGGAGUACGGUGCGGCUAGUUCUCAAAGCGGGGACUUUGAUAUUUAUUUCCACCCCAGAGAUGUCUAGACAGUUCUUAAGCCUUCCCUCAGUGAGCCUUUUGAUGGCAUUCCAAAAAUAA
Molecule: messenger RNA, 1218 nt
Organism: Cooperia oncophora
Lineage: Eukaryota; Metazoa; Nematoda; Chromadorea; Rhabditida; Trichostrongylidae
Source: the annotation of a GenBank genome assembly